AUGAUGGUGCGCCGUGUGGUGUUUUUUCUCGCUUUGCUGUUGUGUGUUGAGUGUCUCUGUGUGGCAGCUGCAGAGGCUCAACCUGAACCUGAGAGUGUUUCCACUUGCCAAGACGGUGAAGGUAGUGGUAGUUGUGCUGCUCGUACUUUUGCUGCAUCUGGACACACUGAUAACAGUUGCGGAGAUGGUAGUAGUGGUAGUGGUUGUGCUGCUGGUGCUGCUUCUGGUCCUCAUCUUCCUGCAACACCACUUCCACCUGUUGAUGUUAACGCUUGUCCUCCAGAGAGGACUGAUCCUCCGUGUACUCGUAGUGGAAGUGUAUCUGAAGCUGCUACUGCUGUUGAUUGUGUGGACUCUCCUCCUGAGAAGGAUGGUUGCCGUAAGACGGAUCUCGACAAUCAAGAUAAUUGCGCUUCUGCUGAGACUAGUUGUAAAAACCAAACACAAGAAGAGAAUCAUGCUAACUCAAAUGAAAAUAGUAGAGCUAAUGGUAGCGAACAUCAAGGUCACGAUGGUGAAAGUCAUCCUGCACGUGACCAGGGUUCUCAUACUGAUGAAGGACAAGAGGGUCGUGCCAACCCAACUGUUACUGUUCUUCCUUCUGGUGAACCAGAAACUCUGGAUACUCAAAGUGUAAUCGGUUCACAAGGUGGUGCUUCUUCUCUCGCAGGGGGUACUGGCGGUGCUCCUACCGCUGCCGGUCAAACUGAAAGCAAUGUGGCCAGUACAACCGAAGAAGACAGUGGAUCUAAACAGGGAAGUGAAACAGUACAACCUUCUUCUUCUUCCAACAAUUCGGCCAACGGGGGUGAUGUUGGUUCUGAUGCUGCAACACCUGAGAAUGGCACUUCAUCUGCAGAGAGUGAAUCACCAAGUAUUCAAGAAAGUGCGGGAAAUACAGAUACAGACACAACAACAACAACAACAACACUUCCUCCUGAACUCACAAAUAACAAGAAGGGUGAUGCAGACAGCAGCAGCAGUAUCAGCAGUUCUGUGUGGGUGCGUGUGCCACUA
Molecule: messenger RNA, 1017 nt
Organism: Trypanosoma theileri
Lineage: Eukaryota; Euglenozoa; Kinetoplastea; Trypanosomatida; Trypanosomatidae
Exons: 1
Source: RefSeq, a predicted model, not a curated record